AUGCAUCGGCUGACCUGCGGCUGCAAGUUCGCCGACCCCGACACGGUCGUCCCCUCCGCGGCGGCGGCGUCGCAUCGCGUGCGGCCGGACACCAUGAGCUGCGGCAGCGACGGGUGCAGGGACGGCGGCGGCGGCGAGGGGUUCGGGCGGUCGCGGCCGAGCAAGGUCGCGGCCGACGACUCGGUGGAGCCCGCGCGGUGCUCGGACGCCACCUCGCCGCCGGGGUCCUGGAUUGACAGGAAGCUGCUGGUCGAUCCCAAGAUGCUGUUCGUCGGAUCCAAGAUUGGGGAGGGCGCCCACGGCAAGGUCUACACGGGCAAGUAUGGUGAUCAGAUUGUAGCCAUAAAAGUUCUCAACAGUGGCAGUACCCCCGAAGAAAAAGUAACACUUGAAGAUCGUUUCAUCCGAGAAGUCAAUAUGAUGUGUAAAGUGAAACAUGAUAAUCUUGUGAAGUUCAUUGGAGCCUGCAAGGAACCAUUGAUGGUGAUUGUAAGUGAGCUGCUACCAGGGAUGUCGCUGAAAAAUUACUUGAACAGCAUCCGGCCCAGCCAACUAGAUAUCCAUACUGCAUUAGGCUAUGCACUCAACAUAGCUCGUGCAAUGGAAUGUUUACAUGCCAAUGGAAUAAUACACAGAGACCUGAAACCUGAUAAUUUGUUGCUUACUGCAAACCGUAAGAAGCUGAAGCUUACUGAUUUUGGACUCGCACGAGAGGAAACUGUGACUGAAAUGAUGACGGCUGAAACUGGGACAUACCGAUGGAUGGCCCCAGAGUUAUACAGCACUGUCACACUUCAACGUGGUGAAAAAAAGCACUACACAAAUAAAGUGGAUGUGUACAGCUUUGGCAUCGUCCUGUGGGAGUUGCUGACCAAUAAAAUGCCAUUCGAAGGCAUGUCGAAUCUACAAGCUGCAUAUGCUGCUGCUUUUAAACAAGUACGCCCAGCUUUUCCUGAGGACACCCCCCAGGAGCUCGCGUCCAUCGUGCAGUCAUGCUGGGUCGAGGACCCUGCUAUGCGGCCCAGCUUCAGCCAGAUCAUCCGCAUGCUGGAUGCCUUCCUCACGACGAUCCCUCCGCCGCCCCCUUCGGAGGCAGACGAGGACGCGACGGAGUCGGAAGACACAACGUCGUCGCUGAGCAGCAAGAGCUCCUCGGUCUCCUCCAUCGUUUCCCGUGCGACAAGCAAGCUCUCGGUCGUCCGCCAUCUGUUCGCCUCGAAGAAGGGGGGCAGCAAUGGGAAGGCAUGA
Molecule: messenger RNA, 1248 nt
Organism: Triticum turgidum subsp. durum (durum wheat)
Lineage: Eukaryota; Viridiplantae; Streptophyta; Magnoliopsida; Poales; Poaceae
Source: the annotation of a GenBank genome assembly